Perca flavescens (yellow perch) is the source of this 2682-nucleotide messenger RNA. RefSeq names its product semaphorin-7A-like. The transcript has 14 exons. NCBI's taxonomy places the organism in Eukaryota, Metazoa, Chordata, Actinopteri, Perciformes, Percidae. The coding region runs from base 64 to 1980 and encodes 638 amino acids. Gene Ontology annotation, molecular function: semaphorin receptor binding; chemorepellent activity. The record is from RefSeq and is a predicted model, not a curated record. Gene Ontology annotation, biological process: negative regulation of transcription by RNA polymerase II; negative chemotaxis; semaphorin-plexin signaling pathway. Gene Ontology annotation, cellular component: plasma membrane.
UACCUCCGCAGCGCUGAACAGACGCUCAGCACUUCUUCAUGUCACACUGACACCAGACACACAAUGGCACUCUUACAUUUAACGGUGUAUUUACUAUUGUCAUGCCUCAACAGUUUGUCAGAGGCCAACUCAACGCAACCGAGGAUGACAAUCACAGAGAAAGAAACUUCAAUAAAAAGGAUACCUUUACCUGGACACCAUGCACCUGUCGGGAUUGUUCUGGAAAGAGAGCCAGACUCUGUCAUAGCUGCUGGACAAACACACCUGUAUGCAUUCCACUUUCAAAAUCCUCAGAAGACUCCUGGGGAAAUAAGCGUAUUGUGGACAGAAUGCAUCGACAAAGGGUCUCCCCAAAAAGUGAAAGCGAAUUGCAACUAUAACAUCACUGUGGUCCACAAGAAGUUAGAGGACAACCAGGUCUUUCUGUGUGGAACCAACGGCCAAGAAACAGUCUGCUGUGACAUGGAUUUAGCAGAGCAGUUACCCAUGUGCAUUCCCUCUGUAAAAACGGACAGCAUAAAAAAAAACAUAAAGGGAUUUGUCAUAAAGGAAGGCGAACCGUCUGCACUUGUGGAAUCAGGAGAUAGUGAUCUCUUCAUUACAUACUCUGGAUCUCAAGAUUUAGUUGGCAUCUACAAGUUUGGGAAAAACCGAAUUGCACCGACAAGACAAGAUAAAGAGCAGCACUAUGUGGGUUUGGUGCCCAUAAGACGGGGAGACGACUCCAUACAGAGCAAAGUGUAUGCCUUCUAUAACGAGAAAAACAGAGACACAGGCUUUAACAGUAAAAUGUGGCUCCCUUUUGUGACCCGGGUUUGCAUGGAAGAUCGUGGUGGAACCAAGAACCAUUUGCAGUUCAGCUGGACGUCCCAGAUGAAUGCCAGGCUCUUCUGCGGAGACCCUGACAGCAGACAACACUUCUCUGAGCUGGUGGAUGUGGCUACUGUACAUGCAAACCAAUGGGAAAACACCAGGGUUUAUGCACUCUUCAGAAAUGAAUGGGGUAUGAGCGCUGUGUGUGUCUAUACGAUACAAGAUAUUGAAAACAUCUUCACAACCUCCACAUUUAAAGGCAAAGACAAUCAGCAUGGGAGGCCUAGACAGUGUGUUGCAGACAGCACAAAGAUUCCUUUAGACGGUCUGAAGAUGAUCAUUGAGAAUUCUGAGAUGGAGGAAUGGGUCCGGCCCGUUAACAACUCUGGCCCACUUCUAUUUAAUCACCACAGUUACACUCACAUCUACGUUGACAGUUCCCAGAACAAUCACCCCACCGUCCUGUUCCUGUCUCUAAAUAAUGGAGGGAUUCAUAAGGUGAUGGAGAGUAAAAGUCAGACCUUUGUCAUCGCUGAGUACCGACCUUUCAACCACAGAGCCCACAUCCUCGGCAUGGUCAUGAAUGCUACAUCUAGGAAGCUGUAUGUGAACUCGAGAAGUGAACUGGUCCAACUAGAUGUGGCAAACUGUGCCCAUUAUGGAAACAGCUGUGGGGAUUGUGUCUUGGCCAGAGAUUCCUACUGCGGCUGGAACGGCACCCACUGCACCCCUGGUGGCGAACUGCAGGAUGUAACCCAAGGGGACUAUUCCAUUUGUGUGUCUACAUCAAAGCUCCAGCAACCUGGAAAAGUGUUUAGAUAUUCCACUGACACACAUGCAGACGAGGCCAAGGGCAGCAUCACACUUCCCCCUGAGUCCAAGUAUUUCCUCCGGUGCCCGGUGUCGUCCCAUCAUGCCCAAUAUACCUGGCGUCACCCUGAAAGCCACACAUCCUGCAGUUCGAUGGAGCAACAGUGCCUUCUUCUGAUUGAUAGCAUGGGCCCCGAGCAGGUGGGAACAUACACAUGUGUUUCGGAGGAGAAGGGCUACAGCAGAGUCCUGGCCCAGUACCAACUACGGCUGGGUAGCACGGCGGCGGGCCGGUCAUCAAGCCCACUGGUAUGGCUCUGUCUAAUGGCUGUUCUGAUCCAGAGUGUGGCCGAUUAGUCCCGAGGAAAUAACAUGAUACAAUAGCAAGGGCUGCAACAUUAUAACUUAAAUUAAAAUCUUAUUUUUUUACAAGUCCAAAUUGUAAUUAUUUUUCUUUAAUUUAACCAAAACAAAGUAUUUUUUGCUGCACUUUUGGCAUCUAUGUAUCAGCGUCAUUUUCAAGUGCAGUAGAAGUUAAUGAAAAAUAGGUGUCUUAACUUAACUAUCAAAUGCAUAUUUUCAAAAGAAUGUGAAGCAGAAAAUGUGUGUAAAAGCUCAACUAUUCCACAUUAGAAGCGAGCUUGUGACCGGGAGGUCGUCGGUUCAAUCCCCAGACCGACAGGAUAAAAUCUGGGUGGUGAAAGUGAAAGAGCAGCGCUUGUCCGUUCAAAGUGUUUGCCUUCAGCUGAAAGCAAACAGCAAAAUGUACUUUUAACCGAUAAUGAUGAUAAUUAAUAUUUUGUUAGCAUAUACAGUAUUUUGUUGAUUCUGUUCUAAUAACAAUCUGAAUGCAAAACUGUCUUUACUGUGUCAUACAAAUCGAGCAAGAUGAUAUUUCUGCCAUCAUCUUUGGAUCAAGAAAUGCAUGUAGAGCUUCAGCCUGGUAAACUGUGUGAGAAGAAGAUAAACAAACCGGGGAUUUAGAUUAUUUUUUUCAGAAAACCAGAAUAUAAUAAUACAACAUGAUCAAAGAAAAUGAUGUCACACGCAGGAAAACCU